Triticum dicoccoides is the source of this 641-nucleotide messenger RNA. RefSeq lists its product as uncharacterized. The record is from RefSeq and is a predicted model, not a curated record. Gene Ontology annotation, molecular function: DNA-binding transcription factor activity. Bases 52 to 477 code for a protein of 141 amino acids. NCBI's taxonomy places the organism in Eukaryota, Viridiplantae, Streptophyta, Magnoliopsida, Poales, Poaceae. The transcript has a single exon.
CUCUAGUCUCUACCUUUCAGCCUCAUAGGCGAUAGCAAGUCCAUAACUAGAAUGGAACAGCCGACCGGCGAGCAGGAUCAGGAUGAGCUCAACCUUGAACUCACCCUCCUCAUCCCGGCUACACCGGGUCCCGAUGAGGGCUUCUUCCUCUGCGCGUACUGCGACCGUAAGUUCCUCAGCUCGCAGGCGCUCGGCGGCCACCAGAACGCGCACAAGCACGAGCGCAGCGUCGCCAAGCGCCGGCGGCUGAUUGCCGCCGCAGCGCGCACGCACGGUGCCGGUGCGCCUACUGCAGCGCAGGAUGAGGGCCAGACGGGGUAUGGCGGCAGAGGGGGCGGCGAUUUCCUGUCUGCGGAUGGAAAGGCGAGAAGGACGGAGCCGUGGAAGUCUGCCGCUGUUGGAAAGGCGUGCGAGCGUGGCAGGACAUCGUCGGAGCACGGCGCCGCUGACGAGGUGGACUUGGCUCUCAGGCUAUGAUCGAUCUGCUCAUGUGUUCCUGAUCCCGGCCCAGUUACCCGCCCUGAUUUGCUAGUUGACCUCGCGCAUCCGCGCUGUUUCGGUAUGCUAUAAGGUCUUCUUUCCUGACACAUAUGUACUUGUGAAAUUGCUUCUAUGCUUGCCUGUUUCAAGCUCUGCGUGUG